Molecule: messenger RNA, 2706 nt
Organism: Spirometra erinaceieuropaei
Lineage: Eukaryota; Metazoa; Platyhelminthes; Cestoda; Diphyllobothriidea; Diphyllobothriidae
Source: the annotation of a GenBank genome assembly
AUGACCGUGUCGGAGGGCGUAUUAUGUGCCCUGUUGGGUCUACUCACCUAUGUUUCUGGCCAGCCAAAAGGUUGUAGCUCCAUUCCAACACUGGCACGCAUGGACUGCCACCCGGAGCCAGCAGCAACCGAGGCAAAUUGCCUGUCACGGGGUUGUUGCUGGGAGAGGCCCAGCAAUCCAGACGUCAAUGCUUGCUACUUCCCGACCGGGUACCCUGCCUACUCUGUGCGAAACACCUCCUCAGAACCCGGACACUAUACCUUCUACCUGCGGAAGCAGGCUCCCAGCAUUCAUAUCGCCAAUGAACUUAGCGAGCUGAGGGUAGAUUUUAUCUACGAGACAGCCAAACGCCUGCGUUUGCGAAUAACUGAUCCAAACGAGGACCGGUGGGAGCCUCCUGUUGAUAUCGACCCACCAACAAACUUCCCUCCGUGGGCUGUUGACUACCGGGUGAGCUACGACCCCAAGAGAUUUGGUUUCAGAGUUUAUAGGAAAGCCGGAGUGAGCGGAGAAGACAAACUGCUAAUCGACUCAACGGGUCUCCUUGCCAGCAGUCUGUUGGCGAGCAACAAAUUCUGGCAGAUUGCCUUUAGAGUUGAUGCUCAACGCGGAUUCGGGCCAGGCGAAAGGAGAAGCGAAUUUCCUCUUCGCUUACAGGCCUGGGAGAGGAUUGCUCUGUGGGCUAGAGACCAGCCACCAGGGGAACAUGCUAACCUUUAUGGUGUGCAUAAUUUCUUUCUCGGUUUGGCCGUCGAUGGGACUGCCUUUGGCAUCUUCUUGCUUAAUUCGAACGCCCAGGAGGUUGUAUUCCAGCCCAUGCCAUCAAUCACUUACCGAACGAUCGGUGGGAUCCUUGACUUCUUCAUUUUCGUGGGCCCACAACCACAAGAUGUCAUCUCGCAGUACCUGGAUCUCAUCGGACGUCCCCCAUUGCCGCCCUACUGGGCUCUCGGAUUCCAUCUCUGCCGCUAUGGCUUCCGCGACCUGGAAGACAUGGAGGCGACAGUGUCCAGGAACAGAGACGCCCGUGUGCCGCUGGAGGUCAUCUGGGCUGAUAUCGACUUUAUGGACAGGUACAAAGACUGGACCACAGAUCCCGUGAGAUUUGCAAACUUUGGAAAGUUUAUAGGGGAAACGAUUCAUAGGCAGAACGACAUGCGUGCUGUGCUCAUAUUCGAUGCGGCCAUUCAUGUGAGUCCGGACCCCAACUAUGAGAUCUACUGGGACGGCCUACGUCGGGGUGUUUACAUUAAUGACAGCCGAACUGGCCGACCAAUCCAGGGGCGUGUGUGGCCAGGCAUCGCGGUUUAUCCAGACUACGCUAAGCAGGAAACAGUUAACUGGGUCUACGACGGUGUCUCCAAGUUCCAUCGCGAUGUUCCUUUCGAUGGGCUCUGGAUCGACAUGAAUGAACCCUCAAGUUUUGAUGACGGUUCCAUCGGCGGUUGCGUCUGGGAUAAUCAACUGGACCACCCACCCUACCAGCCGAGAAUCCUCGGAGAUUUUCUGUACUCCAAAACUAUCUGUCCCUCCGCCCAGCAUGAGAACGGAACCCACUUUGACCUACAUAACCUGUAUGGCUACAUGCAUGCUAGGGCAACAAGGACGGUCCUCCAACGCUUGAUGCCUGGACAGCGUCCGUUCGUGCUUAGCCGGUCAACAUUUGCUGGCUCCGGCCGAUAUACCUUCCACUGGACAGGCGAUAACUUCGCCAGUUGGGCGGACCUCGCCGCCUCCAUUCCGCAAAUGCUCAACUUCAAUAUUUUUGGAAUUCCCAUGGUAGGGGCGGAUAUUUGCGGCUUUAAUGGGAACACGACGGAGGAACUGUGUAUCAGAUGGAGCCAGCUGGGUGCUUUUUACCCCUUCUCAAGGAAUCAUAACGCCGAGAACGCUAAUGAUCAGGAUCCUGCCAGUUGGAGCGGUGACACCGUGGACAUCAUUCGUAAGGCUAUUGAGACCCGCUAUCGCCUGAUACCCUAUCUCUAUACCCUCUUCUACAGAGCUAAAUUAGAUGGCAGUACUGUUGCGCGUGCCUUAGCCCUCGAGUACCCGCAUGACCUGACCUGCCAUUCCAUUGACAAGCAGUUUCUCUGGGGUUCCUGUCUUCUAAUCACGCCCGUAUUACUGGAGGGCGCAAGGGGAGUCUACGGCUACUUGCCGGAAGGAGAGUGGAUCGGGCUGAAUGAUCAUGUACGAUACCAGAGCAAAGGAGAGUGGUUCUAUUUCCAGGCAACGCUAGAGCAGAUCCCUCUGCAUGUGAAGGCCGGCUGCGCACUGCCACUGCAUGUUUCCGCUCAGACGAUCAACCAGGCGCGCGAACACGGAAUUGGUGUAUUGGCUGUCCUUGAGGAGGAGGAUAAUGGCUCUGUGACGAACAGUUCUGCGACCGCCGCAUGGGGUGAGCUCUUCUGGGACGAUGGUAUCAGCGAGACCCAGGCUUAUAGCCAUGUUACCUUCACUGUGGCUGACAGAAAGUUAACCAUACAGCCGAGGGUGGUUCGAUCGCAGCCCGGAGACAAACUCCUGCACCCAGAAAUACCGUUGGCCUUCAUCAAGAUUAUCGGCAUUUCUAAGCGACCGAAAGCAGUAUACUUCAACUCGGAAUCUUGCAUGUUCUCUCAUGACGCCAACACACGAGCACUGCUUGUCGAUGGUCAUUCGGAAGGCCGCUUGAUUACGACAGUCCAGCUUUCCUGGGCUUUUUGA